This is a messenger RNA of Acanthaster planci (crown-of-thorns starfish), 8365 nucleotides long. RefSeq names its product glycerol-3-phosphate acyltransferase, mitochondrial (gene gpam). Gene Ontology annotation, molecular function: glycerol-3-phosphate O-acyltransferase activity. Gene Ontology annotation, cellular component: mitochondrial membrane. Gene Ontology annotation, biological process: fatty acid metabolic process; phospholipid biosynthetic process; glycerol-3-phosphate metabolic process. The record is from RefSeq and is a predicted model, not a curated record. Lineage: Eukaryota; Metazoa; Echinodermata; Asteroidea; Valvatida; Acanthasteridae.
GACCCUAUUCUAUCAUCUCUCAAAAUGUGGAUGGUAAAAAUUUUCCUCGUUUUGGAACUUGGAGACAUUGAAAUGUCUCCCUAAUGACCGAUGUCUCCCUAAUGUUGAAAAAUUUACCACAAAAUGUCUCCCAAGUGACCUAUUUGGAAAUAUACUCUUUAUUCCACCAUAAACUAUAUGUACAGUAUUCUCUCCAGACAUGCCAGACUCUAGGGGCACCUGGAGGGAAAACGCAUGAAGAAAUGCUAAGUUUUAGAUGUCGGAAGAAAACCCAGGCAAUAAUUGUGAAUAACCUAAUCCAUAGGUUGACCUGGGCAAGAUUUGAACCCGGGUUGCAGGUGGAUGGCAAGGAAAGUACCACUGUGCCAGUGUCACUGACGUGUUUGUUGUGGAAUAUUAAAUGAAAUUUAUGAAAUUUUGUCAGAUUGCUGAGAGCAUGGAGCUUAUGAGCAUGGAGCUAUAUAAUUAGUAACUAAUACCCUGCUAUUGCAAGAUGAUAGCCAGAUGUUAAUUAACGAGGUGUGCGUAAAUGUGCAUUCAUUCGUGUACAUGUAAAUACCUCAUACAGAAAGUUUCCCAAUACAACAGCUUAGAAGGUGCAUGUCUAUUAACAUUCGAUAAUGCCCACUGUGUAAAAAUGUUCUGGCACCUGGAUACGAGACAGUUUAAUCCGUUCCUAUUAGUCAAGAGUCUGUAUGCAUGGCACACAGAUCUCGCCAUGCACAUGCCCAAGUCGAUAGAUGAGAUUCUUCUGGACUAAUUGUUCAAGGAGUAUACCAUCAAAUGGACAGGGUUGUUCAGGGAAAUACAUGUAAAAGUAAAAUUCUUGAACACAGUCUUCGGAAACUUUAUCGUAUACUGAUUUUUUUUGACUCAACUAAAAUGUUAUCUGCAAAUGGGAAUAAAUAUGUACUUGGUCGGUCUUAAACUAUCAUUUAAGACUGGCUCAGGAGAGUGAAAACUGAUACUGCCCUCACCUGCCGCUCAGGCAUCAUUCAUGUCCAUUCUCCUGAGCCAGUCUUGAAUGCACACCGGCCAAGCACAUUUAUUUCCUUAACCCUAACCCCCAGGGACCAUUGAAACCAUGCACAUGCUUGUUAGACUCUGAAUAGUUAGGGUUAAUAUAACAUGCAUCCAAGUUACUGGGGAGUAUCUGUGACUCUGAGUAACUAUGACUCAUGGCUCGUUACUUGCAGAAUAGAACACCAGCGGGCAUACACACAUGUUUUAUCAUUGUUUCCACCAUUAAUGCAGUAGUCUCCCUGAAAUAUUGCGCAAUUAUUUUACUCGUCUCUCUAAAAGGAAUUAAGAUCAGUAAGAUGGACUUAGAAAGGAUGGAGGAAGUCUACCGCAAGUGGGAGAGCAAAGCGAAUCCUGCCUCGCAGACCUCACAGAACUCUCCAACGAGGACCACAAUGAUGCCUGCAGUGAUGCCCAGCGGCAAGAAACAGUGGAACGACAAAAUCAGGGACGACAAGCCAGAGAGACGGAGAAGACGGUCAGGGAAAUCGUCGCAGCCGCCAUCACUGGAUCUUGUGCCAGAGCUGGCUCGUUUCAAGUACACGCCGCCGGCGUUUUACGAGACGACAGGGGGCCAGCGGCCUUUCAUGGGGAAGUGUUGCGCAACUUGUAACGGUGGAAGCAGGGAGAUGUUGUUUACUUCAGACAUACCUUCCAUGGGGUUCCGAAAUGUCUUAAAAUUCAAUAAACCAAGGAGAGGCCUAAUUGCCAGGUUCUUCCCACAUAUCUAUAUAGCGUAUUCGGAAGGUGUUAACUACGCUUACCCUUCGGCUGGCAAGCUGGCCAAGGAGGUGCUAGCCAGCAGGAGGGUGUCUGCGGCAAUUCAUAAAGGUGCAAUAUCAGAUUCAGAAGGCAGGGCGAAGGAGGAGUUUGAGUACAAGAAGGCAUUACAGCGUCACGCCCACAGGGCGGGCAAGGCGCUUGAGAGUAUGGCAGCGUCGUUGUCCAAUGUGGUCUUGAGGUUAACGGGCUGGGUGCUCCUGAAGGUCCUCGGAAUGAUACUGCUGUGUGUGAACGUCCACCAAGGCCAGAUGGAGAUGCUGAAACGGGCCGCCAAGGAGGGGGUACCCCUGGUGAUUAUGCCAACUCACCGGAGUCACCUGGACUAUGUCUUGAUGUCAUUCAUCCUGUACAUCUACGGCAUCCAGGUGCCGUUUGUUGCGGCGGGAGACAACCUCAACAUCCCCGUGUUUGGAUGGAUUAUGAAAAAGCUAGGAGGGUUCUUCAUCAAACGAAAGUUGGAUAAAGAGGUUGGCAAGAAGGAUCAUGUUUAUCGGGCGGUUUUGCACACGUACAUGGAGGAGGCCUUGAGAUGUAAUCAAAACAUCGAAUUUUUCAUCGAGGGAGGGAGGUCGCGAAGUGGCAAAGCCCUGGCCCCCAAGGGAGGUCUGUUAUCCGUGAUUGUGGACGCUUAUUAUGACGGUGUCAUCUCGGACGCUUUUUUGGUUCCCGCCUCGGUGGGCUACGACAAGAUUCUCGACGGAAACUUCACUAACGAGCAAUUGGGACGGCCCAAAAGGAGAGAGACCUUUGUUGGAGCGCUGAGAGGCAUCUGGAAAGUCUUUUCUUCCAAGUUUGGCCAAGUCAGGGUGGACUUUGCGGAACCAUUUUCACUGAAGGAGUAUCUGGAGACGGCCCAGAUGCCCUCCCCUUACACCAGUGACCUCUCCGCCCACAGCACCAACCGUCCCCACCCCCAUCCUGUGCUGAAAAAGACGGUCAGUGAUCACUCGCUCUACGGCACGGACGUGGUGGUGGAGGACCAGCGGCAGCUGAUCAGGGGGCUGGCCGAGCACAUUGUCUACGAUGCAGUCAGAGUCAACAGUAUUAUGAGCACUAACCUGGUGUCCUUUCUCCUCAUGACGAAGCACAGACAAGGUGUGGAGUUUGGCAAACUAGUGCGAGAAGCAGAGUGGAUGAAGGGGGAGAUCACCGGACGGGGCAGAGACGUGGGCUUCUCGGGCGAGAUGCAGACAGUGGUGCGACACGCCUUGGCCCUGCUUGGCCCAGACCUGGUCACCACCCAGCCCCGCAAACUGCACCCGGAUGUGGUCAGUGAGACGGAGAGCAACCAGGAGGGCAAGAGGAAGGCCACGCCGUCGAAGGCGGCGGAGGGAGGGGUGGAGAAAGGGGAGGCAGCGGCGGAGAAAGGGGAGGCAGCGGCGGCACGCAUGGUGGUGCCCAACAUGGAGCUGCCCGAGGUCUUUGUGCUGAGUUACUACAGCAACUCGGUCAUUUCGGUCUUCCUGCUGGAGUCGGUGAUCGCAAACGCAGUGAUAGCAGUAGCCAAUCAGGAGAUGCACACACUGAGCCCCGGCCAGCGCAACAAGGUCACCCUGUCCAAGGAAAAGGUCAUGAGCAAAGCGUUGGAGCUGUGCGACCUGCUACAGUUUGAGUUCAUCUUUGUGCCCCCUUGCGGUUGUUUGGUCACUGCCUUAUCUGAUGCUUUAGACAAGCUGAUCGUCAGUGAGAUCAUCCUGUCAGAACAGCAGGACGUAGGGAAGGGCAGUGGAAGCCAGGACAGCAGGUGGGCAAGGCGGGUGGCGGCGUCAACCGCUUUCAGCCUUGAUGACGAUGACGAAGAUGACUAUGGCAUCUGCACCAAGGAGGAGCAGAUCACGGUCAACGUGUGCCCAGAGCAGCUCCAGAAGCUGUUCUUUUUCCAGAGUGUCUUGGGCCCCCUGAUCGAGGGCUACUGGCUGACCGCCUGCAAUCUGGUACGCCUGCUGGAUCGGGAUCUGCCAGAGGCCGAGUUCUCCAGUAUAGUCAGCGAGUACGCGCAGGACCGCGUCUCCAAGGGCUUGGCCGUUUACGCCGAGAGCUGUGCCAUGGACACGUUGCGAAACGCCUGGCGUCUCUUCCAGCACUGGAAGGUGAUCGACUCGUACCAGGACGCCGAGAAGGUCAAGCUUUUCCACCUCAAGGAGCCCUUCCGCAGCGAGCCCAAGCUUGACAACUUCAUCGACAAGAUCGAGGCCUUCCGCACAUGAGAUUAGCCAAUUAAGGGGGAGGGGUUAGAAGUAUUGACUGUACAUCUUUUGUUUGGGCCCGGUUGUGAUUCUGGGACUUGGAGUGGGCUUGAUCAGAACAGAGAAUGGUCGUCAUCAUUCGGCGAUGCAGAAAUGUGCGCUUGUGAGAGCUUACAACCAAGCUCGUCAGGGGAGGUUCAAAGCCCACUUCAGACAAGCAUACCUGUUGGAGGAUCAAAUCGAGCCUCUACCAACCAAAGUAAAUAUAUAUCUGAUCGAGGAAGAAAAUUGUUCUGCUUUCUGCAAUCGCAGCCCCUUUUUUUUUCAUGUGACUAUUUCAGAAAGCCACUUAAAACUCUCAACUUUCUUGGACGCUUAAUGUCUCUCCUGUCCGCCCUGUGCUGAAGUGCACCAUCAAUCGGUAAAAGAAAGACAGGUGGAUACAAACGGGUUCUUGCACGCAUUUUGCGUGUACGCAGAGACCAUACAUGCCGCAGUAAAGUAGUUACGCCUACUCAACGUGCUCCGCAUCAAACGCGCAUAUACUUGUGCGCUUCAUGGCACACCAAUGCAGUGAGUACCAAGAAAAACCCACGCCCUCUUUUGAUCCGCUCGGAGCGGAUAGCUCACACGUUGUGUCUUGUGCAAUUUCACAUUACCGUUCAGCCGUGGGCUUUGCAUGAGAACUAAGGGGGUGUUUAUGGCUGUCCUGCAAUAGCUCGAACUCGUAAAGGGGUGCGUGCGUGCGUCCACUGAUUCCCUUUGGUCACAGUCACGCCUCAAGCGGAAUGCAGUAAACACUGUAUUCAUGGGUCGGCCAUGUUGAACUGAAAGCAAGGUGAGAGUUUCAAAAUUGAGAGUGAGAGUGAAGAGAUUUGAAUUCAAGACAAACCAGUAGCAGUCUAGCACCUGUCUAUUCUGAUGAAACAAAUUCAAAUUUGUGGAUAAACAUACAAAAAGGUACAUCUUUGUGUUUGGAGCAAGAUUUGAAAAUACACUGAAAGGGAGGUAUGGAAGGCAUGCAAACCAUAAAAUAGUCUGGUGCCAGCCCAGUGUACAGUUUAUGAGAGAGCCUCAAGGAAUAAGACUGAAACUACGAAAAACGUGUAUUGAGUCGAUAGAGGUUGCCUCCGAUUUCCUCGCCUUGUGAAUCUAUGCACAGUUUUUCCCCCACUGGGGGCGCACUCACGAAGGGAGCUUAUAUUGAAAGACCAAGCAGAUUGAAUUGUUCCUAAAAUUUUCAAGGGUUCCAUGGCAUUCACUGUAACAGCAUUUUCCAACAAGAGUGAUUCUGACAUGAUGUUGAUAUGCAGUAUUUGGUCUCAAGAUGUGUUUGUCGUACUUGCCUGAAUUUGAGCACUAAACUAUAUUACUUUGUUUUGCUUGGAAGUAUCAUGCCUGUUUGCACCUUUUGCGAGGUUGUCCAAGAGACAAACUGUUUAACUUGAUGAAGUUCUAAGUGUGAAGGAAAAAAAAUAGCUGAAAUUUGUGCAUGUGUUGAUUUCCUAUCGAAGCUUGAUCACCAAGGCUUUGUUUUCUUUCAUUUCUGUAGUUUCAAGUUGUGUGAGAAAUUGUGUAACAAUAAAAUUAAUGUGUUUGGUCUGGUGACAGUAAAUCAAACAUUAACUCAGGAGACCAGGUACUCUUUGACUUCAUCUCUUGAAUGGUUUGUUGUAGAGAAUUGUGUGUGAUUGCGUAACGAGUCGCACAAUGUUGAAAACAGGAUUUUAUAUUAUGUGAGCGUAAAAAGAGAUGAGGCAGAACCCGAAAUCAUACUGAAAAAAAUGAAGCAAGCUGAAACCUCAGUGUCUGCCUGGAUUUGAUAGCAAAUUAAAAAUUAACCUGAAAUUUUAAAGCUAUUUGAAACUGUUGAUGUAACUCUGUGUUUUUUUUUCCUUUGCUUUUUUGCUGGAGUUAGCAUUUUAUUGUAAUAAGGUGGGGAAGAAAAUGAGUGAGAACUUGAAAUCAAACUGAAAAAAGGAAGAAAGCUGAAAUCCCAAGGUGUGCCUGGAUUCGAUAGCAUAUAGUCAGAAAUUGAUCUGAAAUUUUAAAGCUGUUUGAAAAUAAAUGAUUUUGAGUUUAGCAUUUGGUCGUUUGCUUUAUUACACAGGGGGGGUGGACUAUGAAUUAGCUUUAUUUUGUGAAGUAGUGUGAAAUGCAAUAGGUUGUGUCACUGAUGACAUGUAAUUAUGAAUGAAACCAUAUGAAUAUUAAUUGUCAUGAAUAUGCAUAACAUGGGUUUUGUGUUGCUGUGGUAUUGUAUCAGAAAACCACUUAAAAAAAUUAACUUGAUGCACCUGUACUUAACGGAAAACUUUGAGUUACAAUUAUUUUGAAGAAUGAUUUCUCUCGGCCAAUUCUCUGUCAAUUCAUUUUUGAAGUGAGUAAUUUACAUCGGCAAGAUCCAAAAUUAAUUUUUUGCAUGAAACAGCAUUUGAAUGUGGUUUAAAAAAAUGUAUUGAGAAAUGUAUUAAAAAAGCAUGUUGUAGGAAUUCCCUGCAAAUGAUGAAACAUUAAUGAAGAGAAAAAAAUGGUGUACCGUCUUCGGUAUUUAGAAAUGGAUGUCAAAAUGAUCAAGAAGGCUUACGAGCUUUAAUGUCCCUGCAUUAUCUGUCCAUUUGUCAAACGUAUCUGGUAAAGUUCGACUCUAAAACGUAAGUCACUGAUUCAUGGAAGUCGAAGAUUUACCAGGGGUGUCACAGCGUAAGUGAACAGGUCUGUGUUUUUUGAAUACUUUUUAGGCUUUGCGUGGGCUGCACCAGAUUAGUAUGAUUUUCAGAUAUUGGCUUGUAUUUCUUGCCAACCGUGAGGAAAAAGUAGUUCAAGAAUUCAGAUCAUUCUUUUGAUCUGUUCGUUGACACACAUUUACAGAUCUUCUGAAUCCUACAUAUGCACUAGACACACUUCUUUGUCCCGGGAUAUCUAAAUUUGCCAGUCAUGAGAUUUGAAGACAUAGAUUUGAGACAGAGAGAAAAACCUUGCCAUUUUUUGGUUAUUGAAGUAUGCAGACUGAUCGAAAUAAGCCUACUUUAAAUAAAGCUGUAUACUAGAGAGACAUGUAUUGGCAACGGGCAAAUGAACUGAAUUUUGUAGGGGAUCAGUUGUUUUCUUUUGGAGUUAUAGUACAGAGACUAAAACCCACUGUUUUAUUAACCGUAGUGUCAAUUUUUUGGUUGUUGAAGAUUUAAUGUCGUGAAAAUUCACAACAAUGCAAAUGUGUGGAAUGUCAAAAGAAGUUGUAGAGUGGGAGUGUUGUAUAAUGUAGUGGUGAAACAUGGUUUUCCGGGUUGAAAACCCAGUGCAACGUGGAAAUGCAAAGGAAAUGCAUGGAAACGUGUAUUUUCUGCUCUUUAAAUUAUUGUGAUUGGGUCAGGUCAUGAAAACAACUCUCUUAAAUGGCGAUUGACAGGAGGCUUUUAAGUUCAGAUCAGCAAGUAUUUCAUUCCAUUAGAGGAUUAACUUAGCCAACCAUCAGAUUAUUUUCUACAAAGGAAAUGUUUUUGUAGCCUCACCAAAUUGUAAAGAGUGGGAAGCGUUUAUUAACUUAAACUGAUUCGCAUGUUCCAUUUCGACUAUUUUUGUUACAUUUUGUUAUAGCAUGUACCUGACAUUACAGAGACAAGUCUGAAAGUCUGAAUUGACUUUUUGAGGCUUCUGCUGUAUUAGACUUUAUCUUCUUAAUAACCAAGUGCACAUUUGGAUCCCUACUAACACUUUUGAUGGUCAUGUAACUAACAAAUUCAGAAAUUCAUCAGAUAGUUACCUGUCCGUAUUUCCUGGUACGGAACAAAUGCUGAGAUUUUCCUGUAUACAUACCGAGAUCCACUCAAAAAGGUUUCACACAGUGGCAAUGCAACUUUUUCUUUCGGACAAAAAAAAAGAGAAAAAGAUUACAUUGUACUGUUGGUUGAUAAUUCCAAAAGCUGAGCACGUAUUUGUCUCCCAAGUUUCAGUAUUAUUUCUUUGUACUGGUAUUGCAAAUUAACUGGUCUGUAAUGUAGGCAAGUCUUGAGGCACUGUCGAACUUCACUUUGCUUAUGGCCAAAGCUUGGCUUACCAUAAAUGGAGACCAGCCAGUGUUAUUUUAGAUGUAUAGCUCAUCACUGGUUACCGGUCAUGUACUGUUAAUAACUCCUGAUUGAACUGCACAUUUGGUUCUGCCAAAGACCAACAGAAGAGGACAGUGUUCCAUGGAUGUCACUUACCUAGUGUAACUUCUCUUCAUAGAUGAUUAACACAUGUUGAAGAAAUAAGAAUGGCAGAUUAUCUAUUUUGUGAUUGUGGAAAUACGUAGAUUAUUUUUUAGAAGUGUUCCACUUUGACAGUUUGAAAGGAGAAUAAAGGAAGCAGGGACUGGAAUUGGUCUCACAAUGGUA